AUGAACACUCUUGCAACGCUGUUCCAAAUCAAUUACCGAGCAUGUUCGAAGUGGGUGUCAGUCGGUCCUGUUGUUACCUCCCAGCGUUUCGUUCAGCGCGAGAUGAACACCGUUUUGGGGUUUCACCCGCCAUGCCAAAUUUCCCUGUUACCCCAAUACUUUCCGCUACGACCUACUCAUGCACCGAACCCAAACUCGGGGGUACUUCUCCCGGUUCUUGACCCCGGCUGUGGGUUGUCGAGGAAAGUUAAGAAAUCCGCUUCUUUGUUUGUCCGAACGACUGAGGUUGGACAGGCGCACACCUUCAAAGCCCUUCUAGGGAUUCACUUUUGGACUCAAUUACCGGCGAAUGUUGGCCCCCACGGACGGGGGCGGGAUUUUGACCGGCGAGCUCCUGGUUGGAUCGCGUGGCCUGCUGCCCCCCUGCGGCGUGGAGGUGAGACGAGCGAAGACGACCGCACUACGGCAGACUUCGGACCUCUGGCAUGA
Messenger RNA from Chaetomium globosum CBS 148.51, 489 nucleotides. RefSeq lists its product as uncharacterized. NCBI's taxonomy places the organism in Eukaryota, Fungi, Ascomycota, Sordariomycetes, Sordariales, Chaetomiaceae. The transcript has a single exon. Bases 1 to 489 code for a protein of 162 amino acids. The record is from RefSeq and is a predicted model, not a curated record.